AUGAGUGCAACAAAAGCCCCUUGUCUUCCACCCGACAACCUUCCACUUUUUUCCGGCACUUGUAUCAGUAAACCCUUGUACACUGCUAUAUUUUUAAUAAGUAUUAUAUUGGCUGGUAUUUCAUUUCUUAUGGUUAUCGCAUUGUUCAUUAUCCUGUGUUGGCGCAAAUCAUCAUCAACCAGACGAGGCGUAAAAAGGGAGUUAGCACCAUCAUCCGUCCAUGAUUCUUCGUCAGUUACAUCUUCUUCAUCUACACCUCGACCACAGAAUCCUGUUCCGUAUACCAAUGGCAAUAUUAGUGUCAUCACUCCACUGAGACAACCGCAAGUUCCAUCAUCGCGACUACAGCCGAAUUAUCCGAUAGAUAAACGAGAAUCGCAAAAACCAUUUAACUAUACGAAUAAUGAACUAGUGUCUUCGUCUCGACAACAUGAUUCAUCUAACGCCUAUUCACAACAACGAUAUCAAAAUUCCUACGAACAUUCGUCUUCGGAUGAUAUUCAAUCAAACUAUUUCUAG
Molecule: messenger RNA, 519 nt
Organism: Didymodactylos carnosus
Lineage: Eukaryota; Metazoa; Rotifera; Eurotatoria; Philodinida; Philodinidae
Source: the annotation of a GenBank genome assembly